Triplophysa rosa is the source of this 2693-nucleotide messenger RNA. RefSeq names its product family with sequence similarity 53 member C (gene fam53c). The transcript is spliced from 5 exons. The coding region runs from base 653 to 1780 and encodes 375 amino acids. Gene Ontology annotation, biological process: protein import into nucleus. Lineage: Eukaryota; Metazoa; Chordata; Actinopteri; Cypriniformes; Nemacheilidae. The record is from RefSeq and is a predicted model, not a curated record. Gene Ontology annotation, cellular component: nucleus.
UAGUCUUUACACAUUUGCUUUAAAAUAACCAUAAAAUAAACCCGAGAUAGCCCGCUUAUGCUCUAAAUGUUAUUUACAAUUUUCUCCAUAGAAGGGGCGCACUUAUUUUCCCUAGUGGGCGACAUUGAGAAGACAGUCUGUAUCGACCAAGCGUGCAGUUGCAGACCGAUCCUCAAUUUUUAAACGAUCUUUUAAAUCGUUCGCUUAUGAGCCGACAUGUUAUUUUAACGUGAUGUUUUUGUUAAGCAGAACAGUCCGAAAUUGAAUACAGAUAUAUCGCGAGGCCAAAGCGACGGCAGUUUAUUAGACAGCAAGCCGACCUGCUUUAGCUUGUUGUACUGAAUCUCGGUUUCGAGCAACAUUCAGGCCUGGGGUUUUGUCGGCUGCUCUCAUUUGAGUUAAGGUGAGGACGUCAUCAUGGUUCCUGAGUGAGACGUGGUCAGUGUGCGCUGGAUGGACACGACAGUGCUUCAUUUUUAUCUAGUGCACAUCAGCCACUUUCCCCACCUUUCCUUCCUCCUGCAAUUUGCCAUGCCAUGGUUUCGUUAAAUGUUAAACAACAACGUUGUCCCAACAUCACCAACCACUGGACAACAAACUGUCUCUACUUCAGCGUCAGAGCCCAGAAACCAACCGGCUCACAGAUGGAUUGAUGCCUGAAAGCAGUUACUGGCAGCUCUUCCCUCCUUCAAAGCCCAGCCUGCAUGGGGUGCUCAGCUCCAGCUUCCCCCCCGGCCCCGUGCCACUGGGACCUCCAGAAAGCCACCUGCCGGAGGGGGAUGCCUUGAACCGUCCUCUCGCCCCUAGCACUUCUGUAACGGACCUGUCUUUUCCCGGGCCACCCCCUCCCCCCCCGCCACCCCCCAAACGCCACUGUCGUUCGCUGUCGGUACCAGAGGACCUUUCACGCUGUCGGUACACCUGGCGGCCGAGCGCCUCCAAGGUCUGGACACCAGUGAAUCGCCGAUGUCACAGUGGAGGGGGCGUGGGGGGGCCAUGUCCGUUACGUGCCCCCAGCUCCUCUCUCAAUUCCUCGCUGCACUCUUCUUCCAGUCCCACCUUUUUCAGCCUGGCCCUCUCCCCGGAUUCUCCAUUGCCGUGGAAUUUCCCUUGGGACCCAAGUGACAGCGCCGGAGGCGGAGCCUGUUGCUGCUUCUUCCCUUCCCCAUCCUCAUGCUCCUCCUCUCCUUCGCCACUCCAUCCGCCGCCGCCCCCGCAACGGCGCUUCUCCCUCUCUCCCGUGCUCAUCCGCGAGGCCGCCGCACAGUUCCUGCCGCCACCUCCGGUGCCGCCGCAAAACGCAUCCCACCCUCCGGUGGUUCCCGCCUCGCCUUCAUCCGCCUGCAGUACUCCAUCUUCGGUGCGCCGCGCUCUUCCUCCUGAACUUCCACGGUGUCAUUCUCAGCCCUGCGACCUGCUCUUGCUCAAACCUGGCCUGAAGCGGCGCAGGGACCCGGACAGACCAUGUGCGCGGCCUGUGCUUGACUUUGCCAAAAUGACGCAGACUCGAAGCACAGACCCCCUCAGUUACAUGGAGCGUGGCAGACUGGCCUGCGGGGGAGACGUCUGUAUGGGCCUUGAGCCUUUCUUUGGAGAUUUCAGAGGCUCGUGUUCACCAGCUGAAGGUCUGGGAAGGACAAGUAUCGGGCCGUUGAGCGAAAGCGAUGAGGAGGAGGAGGAGAGAGAGGAGGAGGACCCUGAGGAACGUGACGGGGGACAAACGAGCGUCUUUGAAAGGGAUUGUACUGAACUGGAUAUCACCCUCAUUGAGGAGAACUGAAGAUUUGAUUUCCCCCUCACCUCCACCGCCAGCAUUCAGUCCUCUCCCCACCACCUGCUACUUUACACUGGCAGGCCUCUCAGGAACCCAGCCGACCCCUCGUGGGGCGCGCAGGCGUAGGAGCCCAUUAAUGCCGACUACUAUCAUAUGCAGGCAGUCAUGGACGCUGACCCAUCAACAUUGUACAUUCCAGAAUCAGUUGCUGAGACAUUCUGAAGGAUGCAAAUAUACUGCAGAAACCAGCAUGGAGUUUUAUGUGUAUCGGACGAACUCUUAAACUCAUCCUCAAACUGACACACUGGAGCUGGAGGCGAACGGGUCUCCACGUUCCUGCUUUCUUUUUGCGUCUUUCCUCUCGAAUCGUUUUGAUAGUAAGAAUAGACUAUUGCGGAUGAUGGUUAUAAAUAUCAGUGUUUCGUUCAGUCAAAAUAUAAAAAGGGCAGUAUGACAUAGCAGUAUUUUACUCUGCAGACCUUUAUACUUCCUGAUGAAGGUCCAUCUGAUUCAAACAUAAGCCUUAAGAUGCCUGUUUUUUUUCUUCCUCUUAAGCAAAAUAUUCCUCAAGGAAAUGAAUUGUGUACUGUGGCUGUUGUUCUGUUUUUUUUCUUUCUUUCUCUCUCUCUCUCUGCAGUCUCUUUAUUUUUUAAUCUGUACAAUGCAUUCCUCUAAAAUUGAAAUGUGUAUACAUUUAUCAAUGCACUGUAUUUGGGACAUUUAGACCGAAACAAAAUGAAUGCAACCACUGUAUACUGAAGGCACAUUGUUAUACUGUAUUGUACAGCGAGUAUUUGUUCAAAUAAGUUGUGUAAAGAUGGUAGCUUGAAGGUUGGAGACAGGCUAUUUCUGUCAUUUAGAGAUUUUUUUUAUUGUAUGUGUGAUAAACAAUUCAGACUCAGUUUAUGUAAAAAUAAAG